Messenger RNA from Calypte anna (Anna's hummingbird), 2612 nucleotides. Its product is annotated as solute carrier family 2, facilitated glucose transporter member 11-like. The transcript has 12 exons. The coding region runs from base 501 to 2006 and encodes 501 amino acids. The record is from RefSeq and is a predicted model, not a curated record. Gene Ontology annotation, biological process: monosaccharide transmembrane transport. Gene Ontology annotation, cellular component: membrane. NCBI's taxonomy places the organism in Eukaryota, Metazoa, Chordata, Aves, Apodiformes, Trochilidae. Gene Ontology annotation, molecular function: hexose transmembrane transporter activity.
CGCAGUCACCUCGCCGCUGAGCGUUCACCGCCGGGCCGGGCCCGGAGCAGGACGACACCGCCAGUGCCCCGGUCCUUUCCAGGCCUUUCGCCGCGCUUGCCGAAGGCGGGCGAGGGCACUAUGGGUGUUGUAGUCCCGGGCGGUCUCGGUCCGCGGGGCGCGGCGGGAUCUGUAGUCCCGGGAGGCGGCGGCUCCAGAGGGAUAAGGCUCCCGCCGAGGGGGGCCGGGGCUGCCAUGGGACAACGGGAACCCCCUCGAGGCGGCGGGCACAGUGGUUCCUGCCAGGGGCGGGGGCCGGACCCCUUUUGUGGGGCGGCAAAGCCCCAGCUCCCUGGGAAGGGCCGAGACAGACCCGCUAUUGUCUGCAACCCGGGAUAAUCCCCGCGGCCGGCAGCCAGGAGCGCGGGGCCCGGGUGGGCCGCCCGCCCAGCCGCCAAAUCCCAGUCAGAUGAGGAGCUCAGCCCACAGCUUUCCCCGCUGCCGCCCGAACUGCCGGAGCUAUGGCGCCGCCUCAAAAGUUCCCCAGCUGGACCUUGUUUCUGGCUGUUUGUGCUGUUGGAAUUGGAGGGACGUUUCAGUAUGGGUAUAAUGUUUCCAUUAUCAAUGCACCCACUCAGCAUAUACACAGGUUCUUAAAUGAAACCUGGGCUAGUCGUUAUCACAAGGAACUAAAUCCAGAUUUGCUGACUUUUCUUUGGUCUGUCAUUGCUUCUAUAUUUUCACUUGGAGGCCUGUGUGGAGCCCUUAUUGGAGGCAGCAUGGCGAUUCGGCUAGGCAGGAAAGGAGCUCUUUUGAUGAAUAAUAUUAUAGCAAUACUGGCCUCUGUUUUAAUGGGGAUCAGUUUUCCUACAGGAUUGUUUGAGUUACUGAUUGCUGGAAGGUUUUUGAUUGGCAUAAAUUCAGGUGUUGGGCUCUGUGUGCAGCCUCUCUAUAUUGGGGAGGUUGCCCCAAAACAUCUUAGAGGUGGCAUGGCCAUGGGGAGUUCCAUCUUCCUGACUGGGGGGAUACUAGCGGGACAAAUAGUUGGUUUGAGGGAGUUAUUAGGUGGAGAAGCAUAUUGGCCUCUGUUGCUAUCCAGCAGUUGUUUCCCAGCAUUUGCUCAACUUUUAUUCUUGCCAUGGUUUCCUGAAAGCCCCAGAUAUCUUCUUAUUGACAGAGGUGAUGAGCUGAGAUGUGCCAAAGCUCUGAAGCAGUUUCAUGGCUCUUCAGAAUAUCAAAAGGAGAUGGAAGACAUACAGCAGGAAUGUUUUGCCUUAAAUGGGGAGAAACCCAGGAAGCCCUGGCAAUUAUUCACUGAUCGUGCUGUGAGAUGGCAGCUCAUUAUUGUCAUUGUGAUGACAAUGGGCCAACAGCUCAGUGGAAUAAAUGCUAUUUAUUUCUAUGCAACUUACAUUUUUGAACAAGCUGGGAUCUUGGCAGAAAAAAUCCCCUAUGUGACACUUGGCACUGGAGCUUGUGAAUGCCUCACAGCCCUCACCUGUGGUUUACUGAUAGACUAUGUGGGAAGAAGAUACCUCAUCAUAGGGGGUUAUCUCCUGAUGACCCUUUGGAGCAUUGUUUUAACAUUCUCUCUGACUUACCAGGAACUGUACUCAUGGGUGCCUUAUGUGAGCAUGGCAUCUAUAUUUGCCUUCAUCUUGAGCUUUGGGCUGGGACCAGGUGGCAUAACAAACACCCUGACAGCAGAAAUAUUUGUACAGUCUUCACGUCCUGCUGCAUACAUGAUCGCAGGGACAAUUAGUUGGAUUAGUUUCUUCACAAUUGGAAUGCUUUUUCCCUUCAUAGUGAAUGGACUGAAGCAGUAUUGUUUUGUGGUGUUCUUACUGGAGUGCUCCUUAGUUGCUGCUUUCAUCUUUGUUGUAAUUCCUGAGACAAAAAACAGAUCUUUUCUGGAAAUCAAAAAGGAAUUUGACAAGCUGAAUUUUGGAAGAAAUACCAAAAAAAAGGAAACAGAGCUUUAUGAAAGAAGACAUCUCCAUGAUGAAUUUUUAAAAAUUUCUGUGUAAUUUCACAGCUGUAGCAGAACCCUAAUGAGAAUUAUGAACAGCGUUUUCUAAAUUACUAGUGUCAUACCAUGAAUAAUUAGCUUUUUAAAUCCUCCUGUAUACUUACAUGAAGUUUAAUUAACGGCAAGUUAAUUUUUCUGAAAUGCUGUUAAAACAUGUAUUGCUGAAAUUUUAUUAAAAACAUAUACAUAGAAGACUUGAGGUUUAGAUAUAACUUGAUGUUGUGGGCACACACAAAUGCCAGGGGAGGGUGUCCAAUGAAUUUCUCCCCCCAGCGGAUUUCUUCAGAUAACUUGGUUGCUUCUUUUAUUUCUGUGCCCCUUCUUCAGAUUCUGGUAAUGUAACAUAAGUUACUGCUUUACUGAAUAAAAUAUUUUGAGGUGUUAAACAAGAACUGGCCCACUGAGAAACCAGUAUUCCAAAUAUUCUACUUUAAAUAUAAAUUAGGGUAUUUAGUUGCCACUUUUCAGUUAAAUAACUUCUUUGAAAGCUUUAAGGACAUUCCUCAUCUAGUCCUACUACAGUAACUGCACAAGGACAGUUCAGCACCUAUCUGUCUUACUCUUAUUUGUACUAAAGUUUAUUAGAAAGACUUGUUUAUUAAAA